This is a messenger RNA of Rhineura floridana, 399 nucleotides long. RefSeq names its product ribosomal protein L38 (gene RPL38). Gene Ontology annotation, molecular function: structural constituent of ribosome. The transcript has 5 exons. The coding region runs from base 134 to 346 and encodes 70 amino acids. Lineage: Eukaryota; Metazoa; Chordata; Lepidosauria; Squamata; Rhineuridae. Gene Ontology annotation, cellular component: ribosome; cytosolic large ribosomal subunit. Gene Ontology annotation, biological process: protein-RNA complex assembly; translation. The record is from RefSeq and is a predicted model, not a curated record.
CGGAAGUGGUUGUUCUUUUCUCUCACGGGUGACCGGGACGUUGGGUAUCUUGGUAAGAGGCGGUUGAGAUCUGGUGCCAUCCGUGGCGCAGCUAAUUUUGGGGAGCUGCCAGCUGUCUCCAGAAGUCGUCGCCAUGCCUCGCAAAAUUGAAGAGAUCAAAGAUUUUCUGUUGACAGCUAGGAGGAAGGAUGCAAAGUCUGUCAAGAUCAAGAAGAACAAAGAUAAUGUGAAGUUCAAGGUGCGUUGCAGCCGCUAUCUGUAUACGUUAGUCAUCACAGACAAGGAAAAGGCCGAAAAACUGAAGCAGUCUCUGCCACCAGGUUUGGCUGUGAAAGAGCUGAAAUGAACCAGUCAUGUCUGGAAUUUUGGCCAUGGAUUGUAAUAAAGAACUGUUCUUUC